Molecule: messenger RNA, 4107 nt
Organism: Marchantia polymorpha subsp. ruderalis
Lineage: Eukaryota; Viridiplantae; Streptophyta; Marchantiopsida; Marchantiales; Marchantiaceae
Source: the annotation of a GenBank genome assembly
UCACUGAUGCGCCAAUCAGCGCCUACUCUAUUCUGAGGAGGUUCUUGGAGGUACAUGAUGCCUAAUCCUGUCCUCGCCCGGUGGACAUUACUAAAAUCCAUUCCACGACAAACGACGAGACCUCAAGCUUCGGCGAAAAUCCGAUAACAGGGAGACAGUGAGAGGAGACAGUGGAGUUUAAUCUCCAUCUUUAUGCCUUCGCCCGUACUUCCGUCGACCCCGGGGCUGGGGCUUUCUUCAUUGGCUUUUACCCGCAUUUUACGAAAUGAUGUUGUUUGUCUCAAUUUCUGGACUUUAGAAUAUAGAGGAUUUUGGAGUGCUCCUGUAUAAGUGGACCCGAGCAUAUGCAAUGGAUUUCGCGGGGCCUUCGGUGGAAGGUUUUGAUGGUAGUGGGGAGACAAAUUAGCGAACAUUAGGGUUUAGCGGGAGGAAGAUCGUAGUCCGCUAGUGCAAAACCACUCCACUGUGCUCUGACACAAGAAGCCGGGAGCGUGAGAGUGCGGGACGGGAGGAGAGGAAGAGCGCGGCAAGGACGGACAAUCAGGAAUGAGAGGGCCUGAUAGCGGUGACAGGAAUUUUCUUGCCGUUUGCACAUGUUGAUCACGGGAACUUUAAUGCGUAGAAGAUGUGACUGUGCAGCUGAGCUGACUCUCGGACAGAUUAGCUCUAGAAGGCCAGGAGAUUGGAACAAGACCUUCGCUCCCUGCCUGGAAGCUAGGGAGCAAUGUCGAUGCUUUCUACGCUGGUGGAUGCACUAGAUGUGCCAGAAGGUGCUUCAGUACCAAGAGCAGGAGUUUUUCAGCCCAAAGUCAAAGCUCGGGUCAGGAAGGGUGGAGGUCGUGGUGAUGCCGGUGCUAGCGUAGCUGUCAAAGCUCCUCCAGCUGCGCCGGCAGCAGAAAAGCCUGUUUCCGCAUUGCCUGUCGCGAGCGAUACCGAGCCUCUUGAUGGCAACCAAAACAAUGCGGAAGAAAACGAGAUUUCGCAACCGGAUUUUAAAGUUCCCGAUGCUCCACUGUCGAUAGAGGAAAAUUGUGUCCCUGAACCAUUACUCCCGAUAACGUCUUCUACGACUACAUUAGAAGAAACUGUCGGUGUGAUCGAUAGUGUAUCCACGGAGGUAACAAAAGUGACAUCUCCUAGCCGAACUUCGUCGAUCGAACCUGCAAUUCACUCGUCGCCUGCUGCCGAGGACGGCAGUCUUCUCUUACAGGCUGAAGAUGAUGUCAUUGCUGCCAUUAACGCUCCAGAAGUUUCCCCUCCCGUUGCUGUGAGAUCAAAUUUUCCUCUGCCGUCUUUCACUACGGCAACUGAAGAAAAUGAGGACACACAAGGAGACGCCUUGCCCAGGUCUGGGGAACCUUCCAGCAAGGGCAUAGUGCAACCUACAAAUGAUGAAGAAGGUGGCCCAAAUGGGGUCAUUGAGCGGGCAAGAGAGAAUAAGUUCAAAAAGUCUGCCAGGAAAGUCAGGAAAACAGAGGUUGCCACUCCCACUACAAGCUCCAAAGAAGCAGAAGUGGUUGAUGAUGACCUGGAAGAAACUCUGGUGACUCUCGACGAUGAACUAAUGGCGGAACUUGGCUUGCAAGAGGAAGAUCCUCCACUAGACCCAGCCGUACAGAGAAGGAAGCGGAAGAGAGCAUUUCCGCAUGCUUCUAGUCGGCCGAGACGAGUUCAAGAGGAUGUUGGUGGUUCGAGUAAAGGCGGACAGUCGAGCAAAACAAACUAUGACCUUUCAAACCCCGGCACACUGCCAUUGCGCGAAGUGAUAAGAAGAGCCGAGAAUAUUGAGCGGAAGAAAGCGAAGGAUGAGUUGGCUAAGAAGUCUUUACUAGACAUUUCGAAACCUCGAGAACGAGAAGUAGUUAGAGAGGCCGAACCUCAGAGAGAUGUCCUUUCUCUUGCGCCACAAGUACAAGUGAUCAAUGGGCGCAUUGUGGUAAACGAACAGAGUCUUACAGUUGGUGCCUACGCCACAUCUGCUCAAGAUACAGACAAGUACACGAGGGUUGAAGAGAACGCUUCUAGACUCAACUACCAUACUUACUCUAAUCGGACAGUUACGGAAAGAUGGAAAGCGGAGGAAACCGACAUUUUUUAUAGAGCUAUUAGACAGUUUGGUACCGACUUUGAUCUGAUAAAGAACCUUUUCCCAAACCGAACACGGCGGCAGAUCAAAGCGAAGUACAAGAAAGAGGAGAAUUCGAAUCCACGACGUGUGUCAGAUGCUUUAACAUAUCGACCGAAAGAUCAAUCUCAUUACGAGGAUUUGCUUGUUCGUAUGAAGUGCGAUGAUCUUAUCCAAGACAAUUCCGACCCUUUUGCAAGUAUUCUCGCUUACACUGCAGAUAAGGUUGAGAAGACAGAUGUAACCGACAAGGUCGAAGUCGAAGAAACUCAGACCGAGGAAGAAAUUCCGGCCAGUAUCGUGGAGUAGUUUACAGGGAUACUGAGCACGUGAACUGGUCGCUCCCUGACGGAAAGAAACAAGAAAGGUCGAUCUGUACAACAAAACUACUCCAGAGUGCCCGUUCACGGCAUCAUGCCUUCAUUGUGCCCACUUUGGGAAAAGGUGGAGCCACUUAUCGAAUACGGCAUGGAGCUUGGUCGCUACUCCGUGUACUGAGAACGGGGAGCUUCUUUUGAUCCGUGCAACUUGAAGAUAAACGAAGAUCGCGGUUAUCAGGGUCUCUAGCUGAGAAGGUAAGAGGACUACGUAUCGUGUAGAGUGGAAAUGGUCGAAAUCAAAGUCCUAGUGAGAAGGACAAACGCUCUUUCUUCUUGGGACCUUGCUAUGCGACGGUGAAUGGGACCCGCUGCUAUCUCUGAGAUUGAAGCUAGCACUUCCUGGUCAAGCUAGCAAGGGGUGUUCGUGGGGUCGAUCUUCAAUCUUACAGUGGACUAACCAAUGGAUAAAAGUCCAACGGCUGAACGACUGACUGACUCAUGAUUAGCUCAACACUCACAACUAUUCAUUUCCCAUGAACCUGAGAAGACGAAGGAAUGGAUAGUUGCGAUUCUAUUUGGACGUGCUAAAACAAGUUCAUUUCACCGGAUCAACGGACUGCGGAGGAUAAUCGGCAGUGAUGUCUCGUGGUUUUCGAUUCAAGUUUGGGAACCCAAACCUGGAGGUGAAAAUAGAUGUGCACAGUGCUACUCUUGCAGAUGCAGAGAGAACUGAGUCUAGGGAUGAACACGAAAAUCGUGAUGGGAGCUGCUAACGACAUUGCAUUUGGAUAUAUGUGCCCCAGCCUUGGAUGCAAGACCGUUGAAAGCAUUCACAACGGAUUCAGAACAUGUUUUACAAAUGGUGUACCGCGAGGAAACAAACCAGCAGCGUUCAUGUAGCGACCAUGCAGGUGUAGAUAGAAGGGUACUCAUACCCUUCUAUCAAAUGAGCAAUGUAUGAAGGCUAGACACAGGAAUUGGGUUCUGAGGAAGGUUUUAUUUUUCUAGAGUUGUUUUUUCAUCACUGGUCCCGGAUCAGGGGUUAAACCCCCAAUCCGAGUUGACAAGGGAUGUGUCUCUACAAAGGGAUACAACCCCUACAGUGGGUCACACCCAUUGAACAUCUCAGUCCUAACUAUAAGGACUCUAACUGCACUAGUCCGCACAGACAGGAAGUAGGGAGUAUAACUGUAUUCUAACACUCCCACUUACUACCUACUUACUUCUCUCUUCCUCAUUUUCAACGAACAAACCCAAAUUCUGACUGAUACCAAUGCCUCUCUUUAGCUAAUGAUUUUGUCAUAUCGUCGUUGGAAGAUGAACUAACUUCACUAAAUUAUUUGCGACUAGGUCCUUGACAAAAUGAUAUCUAACAUCAAUGCGCUUUGAUCAUUCAUGAUUCUUCUGGUUCUCAAUUUGUGCAAUAACACUUUGAUUAUCUCAGAAUAGUUUUGUCGACUCCACGUCAAAGCCCAGAUCAUUCAACAAUCCUCUCAACCACAAAGCUUCAGCUCCAGACUUGGACAACGCCUUAUACUCUGCUUUUGUAUAAGAAAGUGCUACUGACAAAGAUUCUGUGAUAAUCAAAGUAUUAUUGCACAAAAAGGAAAUCAAAAGAGUCAUGAGAGAUCAAAAUUGAUAUCAGAUAUCAUUUUAUCACGA